AUGGAUUACGGCCAGCAGGCAUUCUCCGCCGCCGAAAAUCUACCAUUUUCACGUUACCUUGAACUCAGCCGACCCAAAGUGGACCAGGUCUCGGCUCCACAGUGCUUCUGUCUGUAUCGCGACACAAGUAGUCGUCUGGCGCGUUGGUUGCAGUUCAACAGCCAGACGGACGCAUCCCUCCUUUGGCUACCUAAUCAGAGCGACUCCACGAAGAACAGCAACGUGGACGUCGACGGGUAA
Messenger RNA from Dibothriocephalus latus, 240 nucleotides. The record is from the annotation of a GenBank genome assembly. NCBI's taxonomy places the organism in Eukaryota, Metazoa, Platyhelminthes, Cestoda, Diphyllobothriidea, Diphyllobothriidae.